AUGUUUACCAUUUCUUUUCGCUACCUCAUUGCGAUUAAACAUUAUAACGUGUCCUACGAAAUUUGGGGUGUUACACGAAAACACGGGGUGUUACACCAAGAACAAGAGUUAGAUGAGGAUGAAGAUGUUGCGGUUGAAGAAAAUCCCGUGAACGAAAAUGUAGCCGAACCGGAAAGAGAAAGAAAAGGAAAAGCGAAACGGGAAACUUGGACGCCUAGACAAGAAGAGGCGUUGGCAAAGGCUUUUGUUCAUUGCACUUUGAAUAAAAAGAAAGGCAAUCAACAAAAGGCGGAUGGGUUUUGGAAGAAAGUUCUAAACCACUACAAUGAAACGGUCGGAGGAAGUAACCGAACCCACUACCAAGUUCGCUCAAAAUGGAUGACGAUGCAAACAAAAAUUAACACAUUCAACGGUCUAUAUCAUCAAGCGGAUCGUUUACGUCCUAGCGGGUGUGACGAUGCUUAUGUAAUGAAGCAAGCGCUAAAGGAUUACAAAGGCAAGGAAAAACUUGAUUUUGCUCAUAUUGCGGCUUGGGAGAUUGUUAGAACAAAUCAAAAGUGGUCGCCGGUACCUUUGUUGAACGAAGAAAGCUCCGGCUCGGGUCUAAAAAGAAAGUCUUCGGAUUCGGGAAAUUAUACACGAGGAUCACCGAAAGUCGAAAUCUCGAGCGGAUUCGGUAUUCCCGACAUAAACGAGGAUCCUUCACCACCACCAAGACGACAAACGAGAAAGGAGAAAAAGGACAAAGGGCCGUCUUCAAGAAACGAAGAUCCAAGAGAUAUAACACACAAAUUCGAAGAGUACAAGGCCAUGAAAAAAGAGAUAAUGGAAAUUAAACGUAUACGAGAAGAAAAGUACUUGACCUUGGCGGAUGAGCAACGAGAGGCAUUGCGACAAACAAUGUUCGACAAGGACUUGGAGACGUAUAAUCGGCCUACCGAGAAUGUUCACCCUGCGAUGUUGGAAAUCACACUCGCUAGAAAACGUGGGAUCGCAAAAAAAUAUGGAUGCCCUUGUGAUUUUUAG
This is a messenger RNA of Helianthus annuus (common sunflower), 1026 nucleotides long. RefSeq lists its product as uncharacterized. Bases 1 to 1026 code for a protein of 341 amino acids. The transcript has 2 exons. Lineage: Eukaryota; Viridiplantae; Streptophyta; Magnoliopsida; Asterales; Asteraceae. The record is from RefSeq and is a predicted model, not a curated record.